UGAUAUAAUCUGAUUCCUAAUAUUUUGUUUCCUAAUGUCCUGAAUUAGAGGGUAUUUUAGGUCAUUUUAGGUUGUGUAUUAUCCUACACUGAUCAGUUAUAUUCUGAAAAAAUGAAUUUCUAGGUAUAUCAUAUGAGUAGUAUUUUAAUAUCAUACUCAAGGAGAAGUACUGAUGGAAGAGAUCAUAUACAACAACAUUCAGGUAACCAAUUAACUUCUGCCAACUGAAUCAGUUCAACUGUCAUCCAUCUUUGAUCUGACCCCAUCAGAACCCCAAAUAUACUCUUGUUUUUCUCCAUUGUCAUAGAUACAUCCAUAUGUAGUUGGGAGAUCCAACGUGUUGAAACAUACCAGUGAUGUUGCAGUAACAACCUGAGAUAUGGCCUCUACAAGACAAUCUGCUUUAGAGUACAUUACAAAUGGAAGGUUACGUCUCAUUGGACGUCUCCAGAAUCUGCCCCUCAUUUUGGAAAACCUGUUCCAGCGCAAGGUUCUUCACGAGGAGGAAGUCAGUAAAAUUCAGGCUGAAGUUGACCAUUUUGACCAAACCAGAAAAAUACUGGACUGGGUCUCGGCCAAAGGAGAGGCUGCAUGCUACGAGUUACUGAUGAUUCUAGACAUCACAAGGAAGAGGACCCUAGAUGACGCUGACUUACAGCAAUGGAUCAGCUGCUUCCCCUUCAAGGACGACCCAGAGAUGACAGACUACUUUGUUGGUUCAAAACCUUGUCACGGAUAUCAGACACAGCUGAAAUGUAAAGCACGGAAGAUCACAGAGGGUGCAUGGAAACAUAGCUGUAGUCUCCUACCAGAUAGAUGUAGAAAUGGGGGGACUUUCUCUUACACCCCUCUUGUGUUAGAUACAGAUGAGCAUUCAUCUGACUCUAAAAUUAAAGUGAAAAGCAAAAUAUGCAAGAAAGCUCGCCGUAAAAAACUAAAGAGCUUCAUCCCCUUGGCAAAACAGGAAACAUCCCCAGCUGACCUGCUUAAAACACAUGAAAAAAUCCUCCUCGUUGGAAAACCUGGAAUUGGAAAAACAUCAGUAUCCCAUCAAAUGUUGAACCUCUGGGCAGAAAAAGAUCAUAGAGAACUAGAUUACAUGUUUUAUUUUGAGGCGAGAGACAUUUCACACAGAAAACCCAUGAGCCUGGAGGACCUUCUCUUUAACAUGUACAGUGAGCCAAACGAAAGUAAAGAAGAAAUCUUACAGGAUAUUAAGAAGAACUCUGAAAACGUUGUCAUCAUAUUUGAUGGAAUCACAGACCUCUCCUCUCUAUCGGUAGUAAAGGACCUUGUGGAGAACCUCCUGCCUGAUGCAAAGAUUGUGACCACAUGCAGACCAGAUCAAUCUGAAGACUUCCUGACAGACUGGCCCACAGACUGGUUCAGAGUGGAGGUGAAAGGGUUCAGUGAUGAAUCCAUCAGGGCUUAUUUAACACAGAUGCUGAGUGCUGAGCUUGACUCCUUGAGCAGUGUGUUAAACAACCUAGAGUUGUUCAGUCUGUGCCAUGUCCCAAUGUACGCACUGAUGGUGGUUGCUUGUAGUUAUUAUUCUACCCUAGCGGAUUCUAAGCAGCCAUGUUCUACAACUAAGAUGUACAUCAACAUCCUCCGUCACUGCAUCCAAAAACACAGUGGCAAACGACUGGAAGAUCACAACAAGUGUCUCAUACAAAACAGAGAGAAAAUAUUGUCUUUGGCAGAAAUUGCUUUUGAUGCAACAAAUGAGAAAAACAUGAACUUGACAACACUGAGUUGUGAAGAAGGCAGUGUCCAUUUUGCCUUCUUGGGGGCAUUUAUGGUUAAGGUUGAGCCCACUGCAUCAGACACUUGCUCUGCGUUUCUCCACUACACAAUGCAGGAGUUCUUUGGUGCCCUUUGGCUCUUACAGAAUCCAGACAAAAUCAGAGAGGUUCUAGAGAAGUGCCCGACUGAAGAAUGGAAACACACAAAACACUUAAUUCCUUUCCUGUGUGGGCUUCUGAAUGAGAGGAAUACUAGAUUGGUAAACAGUCUAGUUCCAGCUGAACAGAUCAAGAAGACAUCAGAUUGGUUCUUCAAGGAAGUGGUGAACACAUUUCUUCCAUCUCAAACAAACCAAGAUCAUGUAGAAGGUGGUGCUCCCGAGUCUGAGAAAGAUCUUCUGUUUUUGUGUCAGUGCUUGUAUGAAUAUCAGUCUACUGAGGCCUGUCUGCUUCUCCUGGACAAACUGGACUACCAUCUAGACCUGAGUGGAGAACAUCUGGAUCCUCACCAGUGCUGUGCAGUCUUUUAUGUGACCAGUCAGUCUGCAGAGAGAAAGGUUGGCUUGGACCUGAAUGGCUGCACUGUGUCAGACCAAGGAGUAAGGCUGAUACUGGGCUCUCUGAAGAAUGUCAGACAUCUUGGACCAUCCUCUGAUGAUUCAUCUGACCCCUCAAUGUUGUGUCAACUCUGGAAAACUUUGCUGAGCAGUGAGGCAGAGAUGGACUUCACCAGCUUACUUGGCAUCUGUGGAAAUGAGUUGCACCUUCCAGUCCAGGGUGAAGGACGAGUGUUUGAGAGAGCAGAAGAAGUGAUGACACAGAGUCUAGAGAGGGUUCAUCUCUGUGUACACUGGGAUCAGAGAACUGUUCUCAGUGAAGCUCUCAGCAAAACCAUUUUAAAGUGUCUACCAAAUAUCAACAAACUCAGGUUUACUCCUCUACAACAUCAGAGAGGAUCCCCUGAAAGACUGGAGACAGAAGAGAAAGCAGUCCUACUCGAUUUGUGUCUACAAGCAGCACUAGAUCACAGAGAAACAUUCCAGAGAAUUGUGAACACACUGCUGUCACUGUUCUCUGUGUAUCAAACUGAGAGGUAUGACAUCCUGCUGGAUCUGUACUCUCAUGUGAAGUACAAUAGGAAUCAAACAGCCAGGAGUAUCCUUCCAUCAUUGAAGCCAGUUUACCAGUCAGCUCCUGCAGUCUGGUCCAUAGACCUCUCAGAGAGAAAGGCCUCCCUCCUCCUAGAAGUGCUGAAACUCCAACCAGGGAAGAAACCAGUAGAGCUGAAGGGCUGGUCAGAUGAAGAGAGUGAAGUGAGGAGUUUCCUUCAGUGUCUGCCCUACAUCUCACAGCUGAGAUUUUCUCCACUGAAGGAUAACAUAAAGAGGAGAAAGAGAGAGAAGACAUUCCUACUGAAUCUGUGUCUUCAAGCAGCUCUCCAUGAGAGAGGAACCAUACAAACAACUGUUGAGAAAAUGUUGUCACUGUCUAAAGUAUAUCACAACCAGAAAUGUGAUUUCCUGCUGGAUCUGUUCUCACAUGUGAAGGACUAUGAGACUCAAACAGGCAGGAGUGUCCUUCCAGCAUUACAGCCAGUUUACCAGUCAGCUCCUGCAGUCUGGUCCAUAGACCUCUCAGAGAGAAAGGCCUCCCUCCUCCUAGAAGUGCUGAAACUCCAACCAGAGAAGAAACCAGUAGAGCUGAAGGGCUGGUCAGAUGAAGAGAGUGAAGCGAGGAGUUUCCUUCAGUGUCUGUCCCACAUCUCACAGCUGAGUUUUACUCCAACACAUGAUCAGAGAAGAUCCCCUGAAGAGAGGACAAAGAGAGAGAAGACAUUCCUACUGAAUAUGUGCCUUCAAGCAGCUCACCACGAGAGAGGAUCCAUGCAAACAACUGUUGAGAAAAUGUUGUCACUGUCUAAAGUAUAUCACAACCAGAAAUGUGAUUUCCUGAUGGAUCUGUACUCACAUGUGAAGGACUAUGAGACUCAAACAGGCAGGAGUUUCCUUCCAGCAUUACAGCCAGUUUACCAGUCAGCUCCUGCAGUCUGGUCCAUAGACCUCUCAGAGAGAAAGGCCUCCCUCCUCCUAGAAGUGCUGAAACUCCAACCAGGGAAGAAACCAGUAGAGCUGAAGGGCUGGUCAGAUGAAGAGAGUGAAGUGAGGAGUUUCCUUCAGUGUCUGCCCUACAUCUCACAGCUGAGAUUUUCUCCACUGAAGGAUAACAUAAAGAGGAGAAAGAGAGAGAAGACAUUCCUACUGAAUAUGUGCCUUCAAGCAGCUCUCCAUGAGAGAGGAUCCAUGCAAACAACUGUUGAGAAAAUGUUGUCACUGUCUAAAGUAUAUCACAACCAGAAAUGUGAUUUCCUGCUGGAUCUGUACUCACAUGUGAAGGACUCUGAGACUCAAACAGGCAGGAGUGUCCUUCCAGCAUUACAGCCAGUUUACCAGUCAGCUCCUGCAGUCUGGUCCAUAGACCUCUCAGAGAGAAAGGCCUCCCUCCUCCUAGAAGUGCUGAAACUCCAACCAGAGAAGAAACCAGUAGAGCUGAAGGGCUGGUCAGAUGAAGAGAGUGAAGUGAGGAGUUUCCUUCAGUGUCUGCCCUACAUCUCACAGCUGAGUUUCUGUCCAUGGAGUUCUGAUCCCUCAAAGCGGAUCAAGUUCCUGGUGGAUCUCCUGUCUCAAGCAGCAGAGUGGGAGGAGCAGACAGGAGAGAAGACACUGAAGCUGGUAUCAUCGGUGUGGACUUACAGCACCUUUCCUUAUCGCCACGGAGACGAUUAUGAACAGAGUGAUUUCCUGCUGGAUCUGUUCUCACAUGUGAAGGACUAUGAGACUCAAACAGGCAGGAGUGUCCUUCCAGCAUUACAGCCAGUUUACCAGUCAGCUCCUGCAGUCUGGUCCAUAGACCUCUCAGAGAGAAAGGCCUCCCUCCUCCUAGAAGUGCUGAAACUCCAACCAGAGAAGAAACCAGUAGAGCUGAUGGGCUGGUCAGAUGAAGAGAGUGAAGUGAGGAGUUUCCUUCAGUGUCUGCCCUACAUCUCACAGCUGAGCUUUAAUCCGUGGUGGUCUGAUCCCUCAAAGCUGAUCAAGUUCCUGGUGUAUCUCCUGUCUCAAGCAGCAGAGUGGGAGGAGCAGACAGGAGAGAAGACACUGAAGCUGGUAUCAUCAGUGUGGACUUACAGCACCUUUCCUUAUCGCCACGGAGACGAUUAUGAACAGAGUGAUUCCCUGCUGGAUCUGUACUCACAUGUGAAGGACUAUGAGACUCAAACAGGCAGGAGUUUCCUUCCAGCAUUACAGCCAGUUUACCAGUCAGCUCCUGCAGUCUGGUCCAUAGACCUCUCAGAGAGAAAGGCCUCCCUCCUCCUAGAAGUGCUGAAACUCCAACCAGAGAAGAAACCAGUAGAGCUGAUGGGCUGGUCAGAUGAAGAGAGUGAAGUGAGGAGUUUCCUUCAGUGUCUGCCCUACAUCUCACAGCUGAGUUUCUGUCCAUGGAGUUCUGAUCCCUCAAAGCUGAUCAAGUUCCUGGUGGAUCUCCUGUCUCAAGCAGCAGAGUGGGAGGAGCAGACAGGAGAGAAGACACUGAAGCUGGUAUCAUCAGUGUGGACUUACAGCACCUUUCCUUAUCGCCAUGGAGACAAAUAUAAACAGAGUGAUUUCCUGUUGGAUCUGUAUUCAAAUGUGAAGGACUAUGAGAUUCACACAGGCCGGAGUGUCCUUCCAGCAUUACAGACAGUUUACCAGUCAGCUCCUGCAGUCUGGUCCAUAGCCCUCUCAGAGAGAAAGGCCUCCCUCCUCCUAGAAGUGCUGAAACUCCAACCAGAGAAGAAACCAGUAGAGCUGAAUGACUGGUCAGAUGAAGAGAGUGAAGUGAGGAGUUUCCUUCAGUGUCUGCCCUACAUCUCACAGCUGAGGUUGUUUGUUGGUUAUGGUGAAGAGAAGGCCUGGACAGUUCUGUCUAAACUCAGUGUUGCUGCAGCUGAGUUUGAUACAGAGACAGGAGAGAAUAUCUUAAAGACAUUAUCCUCCAUGUGCAGAUACACAGAUGAUGAUGAUGGUGGUGGUGAUCCAUUUAGAGAGAGUGAUUUCCUGAUGGAUCUGUACUCACAUGUGAAGGACUAUGAGACUCAAACAGGCAGGAGUUUCCUUCCAGCGUUACAGCCAGUUUACCAGUCAGCUCCUGCAGUCUGGUCCAUAGACCUCUCAGAGAGAAAGGCCUCCCUCCUCCUAGAAGUGCUGAAACUCCAACCAGAGAAGAAACCAGUAGAGCUGAAGGGCUGGUCAGAUGAAGAGAGUGAAGUGAGGAGUUUCCUUCAGUGUCUGCCCUACAUCUCACAGCUGAGUUUCCAUCCAUGGUGGUCUGAUCCCUCAAAGCGGAUCAAGUUCCUGGUGGAUCUCCUGUCUCAAGCAGCAGAGUGGGAGGAGCAGACAGGAGAGAAGACACUGAAGCUGGUAUCAUCAGUGUGGACUUACAGCACCUUUCCUUAUCGCCACGGAGACGAUUAUGAACAGAGUGAUUCCCUGCUGGAUCUGUACUCACAUGUGAAGGACUCUGAGACUCAAACAGGCAGGAGUUUCCUUCCAGCAUUACAGCCAGUUUACCAGUCAGCUCCUGCAGUCUGGUCCAUAGACCUCUCAGAGAGAAAGGCCUCCCUCCUCCUAGAAGUGCUGAAACUCCAACCAGAGAAGAAACCAGUAGAGCUGAUGGGCUGGUCAGAUGAAGAGAGUGAAGUGAGGAGUUUCCUUCAGUGUCUGCCCUACAUCUCACAGCUGAGUUUCUGUCCAUGGUUGUCUGAUCACUCAAAGCGGAUCAAGUUCCUGGUGGAUCUCCUGUCUCAAGCAGCAGAGUGGGAGGAGCAGACAGGAGAGAAGACACUGAAGCUGGUAUCAUCAGUGUGGACUUACAGCACCUUUCCUUAUCGCCAUGGAGACAAAUAUAAACAGAGUGAUUUCCUGUUGGAUCUGUAUUCACAUGUGAAGGACUAUGAGAUUCACACAGGCCGGAGUGUCCUUCCAGCAUUACAGCCAGUUUACCAGUCAGCUCCUGCAGUCUGGUCCAUAGACCUCUCAGAGAGAAAGGCCUCCCUCCUCCUAGAAGUGCUGAAACUUCAACCAGAGAAGAAACCAGUAGAGCUGAAGGGCUGGUCAGAUGAAGAGAGUGAAGUGAGGAGUUUCCUUCAGUGUCUGUCCCACAUCUCACAGCUGAGCUGUGAUGAUGACAGGUUCUUCCAGACUGUGUGUGAGUCCAUCCCUGUGAGGUCCAGAGAGGAGGACCAGCAGUUGGCCUCUCUUCUCCAGGCCUUGGGCUCUACCCUGUCACUAGGAGGAGUGUUACCCAGGAAAACCUGCAGGUCUGUGGGAAGAGUCCUGGGUUUCUGUGCCUCCAGAGUGGACCUCACUCUCACCCCCAGCAAGAUCUCUCUCCAAGGAGCCGCACUUCUUUUGAGACAUGAGUCAAAGCUCCACAAGCUCAGGCAUGUUCAGGAAGACAGCUUUUGCAGGCUGAAUCUGGGUAUGGCAGUGAAACUGUCCAGACUGGUUAGGAGGACAGGGAGAGGUUCUACUCCACUGACUGUCCCAGAACUCUUCCUGGUCCUAAAGAGCAGCCAGCCACCAGAGAUUGUGUUAUCCAGGGCUCUGAGUAGUGUGGCGUCCCUGCUGAGAUUCUGGAGGGUUCAGUGUCUGGACCUGACUGACUUCUGCAUCCAGGGUCACUCUCUCAUCACACUGCUGUGUCACCAGGGACCUCUCUCUCUCAGACUGAAUUCAGACACUCUGCAGCAGCUGACUGUAGUUGUGUAUGAAGCUCAGGACAAGGACUUGGCUCAGUGGUUCCUGGAGAAGGUUGGUGGAGACCUGACCUCCUGCAGGCUGGACUGGGAGGUGCUUCUCUCUCUGCUGCAGCAUUCAACCCACAACAUCACUGUGGACCUCAGGAAGAACCGGCUUCUAGAGAAGAACAGCUCAGAUCUUCUCCCCUUUCUGGGAAGGGUUACUCUCAAGAGGUCCAGUUCCAGCUUUGUAAAGUCCUCCAUCAGACAGAUCUAUGACAGUAGAGCCAGUGACUGUGUGUCCAGUUUGUUGAGGUCUUCAGACCAUUGGAUCAACCUGAACAGCAGAGAGCUGGACAGAGUGGACUGUACCGCUCUGUGUUUUACCCUGCAGCACAGCCACCAAGUCAAAGUCAACCUGCUGUGGACCUCCAUACCACCGGGGGAGAUAGAGAGCAUCCUGCCUCUUCUGGACAGAGUCUCCCAACUCAGUGUUGACAGGAGGUUACUGCUGAGUUUCCUCCAGUGCUGUGCUGCCUCUCAGAUCCAGCAGGGGGCACCAUCAUCACCACCAACAGCAGUAUGGCUGCUCAGGUCUCUGCACUACAGACUGGACUUCUCCUGCUCCUCCUCUGUGGACCUGUCAGCUCAGGACCAGGGGGAGGCUCUGUGUCUGACCACUGACCACUGCAGGGCCAUCCACUCUGUUCUGAAGCAGAACCAACACAGCACCCAGCUGGUCCAGAACCAGGUCCAGCUCAUCCUAAGAGACUGUGAGGUGGAGGACAGAGCACUGAGAGAGCUGCUUCCCAUCCUGCAUAUUGUCAAGCUGAGCCCCAGCAAAGCUCUGCUACUUCAGCUGCUGGACCUUGUGUGUGAGGGGAUUCAAGAGGGGCUGCUGAGGCACGCAGAGUCCCUGUGCAGAGCCCUGGAUGGGGAGCUGGACCUCAGUGAGACCAGGCUGGACCAGAAGGCCUGUGGAUCUCUGGCCCUGGUUCUGGAACACUCAGAGGGUCUGUCAGAACUGGACCUCAGCCACUGUCAACUCACAGACCACCAGCUACAGCCCCUGAUCACACACCUGCAUAAAGUACAAGUCCUGGACCUGAGCCACAAUGACAUCACUGAUGCUCUGACUGACAGAAUACUCCAACUGGUCUCUACCAACACUUCAAUACACACCGUACGACUCUUCAACAACAGAAUCCAGGACAGAAGACCCUUCCUGACAGACAAGAGGUUUGACAUCUGGUGAAACAACAUCAGGUCUUAGUUCAGGAAGAGAAGGCUGAAUCCAGGACAGAAGACCCUUCCUGACAGACAAGAGGUUUGACAUCUGGUGAAACAACAUCAGGUCUUUGUCCAGGAAGAGAAGGCUGAAUCCAGGACAGAAGACCCUUCCUGACAGACAAGAGGUUUGACAUCUGGUGAAACAACAUCAGGUCUUAGUUCAGGAAGAGAAGGCUGAAUCCAGGACAGAAGACCCUUCCUGACAGACAAGAGGUUUGACAUCUGGUGAAGAUAAUGUUCUAUAAUAACACUUUGAUGUGGAACAUAAACUGAUGGAACAUUUUAAUACAAAAGACACACAACAAACUGGUUGUUCCAGCUGUAACAGUCCGAUCAUGUAAUAACUACAGUCAACAGACUCAUUAAAGAGAUUAUCUGCUACUUGUUGUGUACUUUUUAGCCAGUAGUGCUGAUAGUAACACUCACAAGUCAAAAGUGGUCCCUGAAUAUGUUGUACUACAUCACAUAUGUUCACCACGUCAUCUCUCUCUCUGCUGUGGCCCGCCCUGCAACCUCAUUGGAUAACCCUGGCUUCUUGCUAGCUGUCACUCAAAUACGAGUGGCUGAAGCUCAUGAUAUAGAACUCUAAUUUUGUACGUUUGUAGGUGGCUACAAUGCGGAGCCCGGAAAAUAUUGUAUUCAGCAUUUCACUGUAAGUCCUACGCCUGUAUUCAUGUGACUAAUAAAGUGUGAUUUGAUUAUCAGUU
Oncorhynchus masou masou (cherry salmon) is the source of this 9515-nucleotide messenger RNA. RefSeq lists its product as uncharacterized. NCBI's taxonomy places the organism in Eukaryota, Metazoa, Chordata, Actinopteri, Salmoniformes, Salmonidae. The transcript is spliced from 22 exons. Gene Ontology annotation, biological process: regulation of apoptotic process. The coding region runs from base 380 to 8773 and encodes 2797 amino acids. The record is from RefSeq and is a predicted model, not a curated record.